AUGGCUGGCGCAAUGGCAACUAUCUUUCGGCAUUCAGAGUUUGGCCAAGUAUUUAAACCGCGACGCGCGCACAGAAAAUCGAGGACCGGCUGUCUCAAUUGCAAGCGUCGAAGAAUCAAAUGUGAUGAAGCGAAACCACAAUGUAGGCGGUGCCGAAUGCAUGGUGCCGUCUGUGAUUUUGCACUUCCACGCAAUGUAGCCAAAAAGAGACUGCCAAUGGCUCCAUCUACGUGUAGCACUUCGCUUCAUUGCAAUGGUUCGCUGGCAUUCGAGGCAAUGAUCGCUAAUGUCGAUCGUGUCCUACAUUCCGACUUGAGUGACGAGAGAUUCUAUAUGUACGGCCCAUGUCACUCUCUUGGGUCAUUUGGCUUAGCCAUGCUGGCGCAUUUCUCUGAGAUGGUAUCAGUGCAUUCGCUUGCCUUUUCGUCUAUCAAGAAGGUCCUGCGAGAUUGUAUUAUCGAAGUGGCUUUGGGGGAACCAUGCCUUUUGUAUUCUAUAAUGGCAGUGGCGAGCACUCAUUGGGCCUAUACUCUUCCCUCAGACUCGAGGUGUACGAUGGUAGCCGCACGUUUUCGACACAUGGCCACCCGACUGUAUCGACAACAUCUUGAAUUUCCCAUCAGCCGAGAUAAUAUGGACAUGCUAAUUACAAGCUGCAUGUUGGUCGGGAUGUUCUCCUUCUCCGCCGAGACCACGACCCCGCUCGACUCUUGGGUUUUCUCAGACGAUCCGGCCAACAUGAAUUGGCUCUCCGUUCAAGGUGGUCUACGCUGUCUCUUAGAGAUCACCAAGCCAUGGAUGAAUGAGAGCAUCUGGAAUGAACCCUUUCAAGAAUCGAGCAACUACGAAUAUGCUGAUGAUCAUCGAAUGGGUCGGGAAAAUCUCGAUCCCGAUCUGGCCGACUUAUGCGAUAUUACUGAUACCACGACGGAAGAGACAAAUCCCUUCCAUUGGCCCCUUCGUAUGCUGUGCCCAUUACUGCGCAUCCCGCGGCAUAAGUGCGGGGCGCCUCGCAUAACAAACUUUAUGGGUCGACUGUUACCGGAUUUCGUGAAUCUGCUCGCUGCGAAAGAUCCUCGUGCUCUGCUAAUCUUGUCAUACUGGUUAGCGCUAAUGUGCACUUCGGUUGACGAGUGCUAA
Messenger RNA from Aspergillus pseudotamarii, 1140 nucleotides. Its product is annotated as Zn(II)2Cys6 transcription factor domain-containing protein. The transcript is spliced from 5 exons. The record is from RefSeq and is a predicted model, not a curated record. Gene Ontology annotation, molecular function: DNA-binding transcription activator activity, RNA polymerase II-specific; zinc ion binding. NCBI's taxonomy places the organism in Eukaryota, Fungi, Ascomycota, Eurotiomycetes, Eurotiales, Aspergillaceae. Gene Ontology annotation, biological process: regulation of transcription by RNA polymerase II. Bases 1 to 1140 code for a protein of 379 amino acids.